CUGAGACUUUUCAGCAUGUGCAUAUGUGUCUCAUUGAAACCUCACAAGAACCUGUGAGAUAGGAGUUGCCACUCACCUUUUACAGAUGAACAAACCGUGCCUCAGAGGGGUUACCCAGCUGAAAAGUUGUAGAGCUGGGGCUUGUACCCAGCUCUCUGCCAGGCACCAAAAUGUAAGCUCUUUGCCUCACCAGAGAGGGGAAGGGGCUUGCUCAAGGUCACACAGCAUCAGCCUUAGGGCCAGGACUAGAAUUUCUGUCUCUCAGCUUCUGCCAGGCCAAGGUGAAGGUUUGGGCCACAGGUGCCACCCUUAGGACAAUAACUGCAAAUGGGCACAAGGUGCGGCUGCCACAAGAGCCAAGAGAGUUGCUGAGGGAGAGAGAAAGAAAAGCAGGGGCUGAGACCAGAGCCUUGAAGACCAAGGGGCUUUAGGGGGUGGGCAGAGGGAGAAGAGGCCAUGAAGAGCCCAUAGAUGCCAACUUUGCGGUGGUCCAUAGGGCCUAUCUCUCUCAGCAGCUUUGGCUUUCUUGAGAGGAACCAGCUGCCCCGGCAGGGAGGCAGGAAGGCAGGAAGGCAGGAAGGCUGGCCUGUUGCCUGUCAACUCCUAUUCCUUCUAGAUCACUGGCCCCCUGGCCCCUCCCAGGGAUGCCUUCUGCUCAGAGCAGCCAGGGGCCUGGGCUCUGGGGCUGUGAAAGGACAGGAGCCCUCUGAGCUGGAUCUGGGGUACUCUUCAGGAACCCCACACCCUUCAAAUCCUCCAAAUUGUCUCCUUUCUCCAGCCCCCCACAUAAGGAGGAGAGAGAGAUUACUGUGGUAGGUCGAUGGGGAUUCUAGUUUGACUGGCUGUAUGAACUUUAGUAAGACUCUUCCCCUCUCCAGGCCUCAAUUCCCCCCUCUGUAAAAUCAGGUGGGCCAAUUUCCUUGGAAGAACAGCCUCUAGAUUGUGAAUGGCGUGUCUUCUGAUUUUUGCUUUUCUCUUUAGGGAGCAUUUCUCUUAGCCAGUUCAGAAAACAACGCAGAAGAAAGUGAGAGCUUAUUGCAAUGGUCAAGAAUAUCGGCUGGGCCCUCAUCUUGAUUUCCCCAGAUGGGUGAUUUGAAUUUUACUUGAACUGGAGCAUCCCAGCAUAACCACCACACAGAGUCUCUUUAACUCUGUGGAAGAUGAGAAUGUUUGUGAAAAGCUUCUAUGGAAAGGUUUCUGUAUUCACAGGGCAGCAAUAUGGCCAAGGGGACAGAGUCCUGAUUUGGGAAUGGCCAAACCAGGUCCUGAUCUUGGGGUUCUGCUACUUACUAGCUCUAUUACCUGUGCCGAGUUACUUAAUGUUUCUACAUCUCAAUUUUCUCUUCGGGAGAAUAGGGCUAGUGACACGUACUUGACAGGGUACUUGGGGAGAUUCCAGCAGAGGUGCAUAUAGUGAGCACAGCCUGAGGUUUGGCCGAGAGGAGUCACUUCAAGCUCUCAAAGCUGCUUCCUCGUACUAGGAGUUCCCAGCCCUCCUGGGGGAGCAGGGGAAGGAGCAAAGUUUCCAGUUGCAGUCUGGCCUAUAGCCCAGCAGGCCUGGCCCCGCCUCCUUGGUUCCUCCUUCUAGGGAAGGGCUGGGGAGGAGGGGGUGGCAACAGCGGUGGAGGCACCGCCCUGGCCAGGGGGCCUGCCCUCGGGACAGGUCCAGACCCAUGGAGCCCCCCGGGAGGAGUAGCAGUGUGGAGGGUGAUGCCCCAGGCAGUGACCUGAGCACAGCGGUUGAUAGUCCCGGGAGCCAACCCCCCUACCGGCUGAGCCAGCUGCCCCCCACCAGCAGCCACAUGGGGGGCCCCCCUGCUGGGGUGGGCCUUCCCUGGGCUCAGCGGGCUCGCCUCCAGCCAGCCAGUGUUGCCCUGAGGAAGCAGGAAGAAGAGGAGAUAAAGCGCUCCAAGGCCCUGUCGGACAGCUAUGAACUCUCCACGGACCUGCAGGACAAGAAGGUGGAAAUGCUGGAGAGGAAGUACGGGGGCUCCUUCCUGAGCCGCAGGGCUGCCAGGACCAUCCAGACGGCCUUCCGUCAGUACCGCAUGAACAAGAACUUUGAGCGGCUCCGCAGCUCAGCUUCAGAGAGCCGCAUGUCCCGCCGCAUCAUCCUUUCCAACAUGCGGAUGCAGUUCUCCUUUGAGGAAUAUGAGAAGGCACAGAACCCCGCGUACUUCGAGGGCAAGCCUGCCUCGCUGGACGAGGGUGCCAUGGCUGGUGCCCGGAGCCACCGGCUUGAACGGGGGCUCCCAUAUGGAGGCUCCUGUGGAGGGGGCAUCGAUGGUGGGGGAAGCUCCGUCACCACAUCUGGAGAGUUUUCUAAUGACAUCACAGAGCUUGAGGACUCCUUCUCCAAACAGGUAAAGUCUCUGGCUGAAUCCAUUGACGAGGCCUUGAACUGCCACCCAUCGGGGCCCAUGUCUGAGGAGCCAGGGUCAGCCCAGCUGGAGAAGCGAGAGUCAAAGGAACAGCAAGAGGACAGCUCGGCCACAUCCUUCAGUGACCUUCCCCUCUACUUGGAUGACCCAGUUCCCCCGCCAUCCCCUGAGCGACUGCCCAGCACAGAGCCCCCACCCCAGGGCCGGCCUGAGUUCUGGGCACCCGCCCCUCUCCCACCAGUUCCUCCACCAGUGCCACCAGGGACCCGGGAAGAUGGUAGCCGUGAGGAAGGCGCUCGCAGGGGUCCUGGGUGCUUGGAAUGCCGGGAUUUCCGGCUGCGAGCUGCCCACCUUCCCCUGCUUACUAUUGAGCCUCCUAGUGACAGCUCCGUGGACCUGAGUGACCGCUCAGAUCGCGGCUCUGUCCACCGUCAGCUCGUGUAUGAGGCUGAUGGCUGCAGCCCCCAUGGGACCCUGAAGCACAAGGGGCCACCAGGCAGGGCCCCGAUCCCACACCGCCACUACCCAGCCCCGGAGGGCCCAGCCCCAGCCCCGCCAGGGCCCCUGCCACCAGCCCCCAACAGUGGCGCUGGGCCCAGUGGUGUGGCUGGGGGUCGGAGGUUGGGGAAGUGCGAGGCAGCAGGCGAGAACUCUGAUGGUGGAGAUAAUGAGAGCCUUGAGAGCUCCAGCAAUUCCAACGAGACCAUCAACUGCAGCUCUGGCUCCUCUUCGCGGGACAGCCUGAGGGAGCCUCCAGCCACCGGCCUGUGCAAGCAGACUUACCAGCGGGAGACCAGGCACAGCUGGGACUCGCCAGCCUUCAACAAUGACGUGGUGCAGAGGCGGCACUACCGAAUCGGCCUCAACCUCUUCAAUAAGAAGCCAGAGAAGGGUAUCCAGUAUCUGAUCGAGCGGGGCUUCCUGUCAGACACGCCGGUGGGAGUGGCUCACUUCAUCCUGGAACGGAAAGGCCUGAGCCGACAGAUGAUAGGGGAAUUCCUAGGGAACCGGCAGAAGCAGUUCAACAGAGAUGUGUUGGACUGUGUGGUGGAUGAGAUGGAUUUCUCCUCCAUGGAUUUGGAUGAUGCACUCCGGAAGUUCCAAUCCCAUAUCCGGGUUCAGGGUGAGGCCCAGAAAGUGGAACGACUCAUCGAAGCCUUCAGCCAGCGGUACUGUGUGUGUAACCCAGCUCUUGUGCGCCAGUUCCGGAAUCCAGACACCAUUUUCAUCCUUGCUUUUGCCAUCAUCCUCCUCAAUACCGACAUGUACAGUCCCAGCGUCAAGGCUGAACGCAAGAUGAAACUAGAUGACUUCAUCAAGAACCUGAGAGGGGUUGACAACGGUGAAGACAUCCCCCGAGACCUCCUGGUGGGUAUUUACCAGCGCAUCCAGGGGCGUGAGCUGCGGACCAAUGACGACCACGUGUCCCAGGUGCAGGCCGUGGAGCGCAUGAUUGUGGGCAAGAAACCGGUCCUGUCUCUUCCUCACCGUCGACUGGUGUGCUGCUGCCAGCUCUAUGAGGUGCCAGAUCCAAACCGCCCACAGAGGCUAGGGUUGCAUCAGCGAGAGGUCUUCCUCUUCAACGAUCUCCUUGUGGUCACCAAAAUUUUCCAGAAGAAGAAGAUCUUGGUGACGUACAGCUUCCGUCAGUCCUUUCCCCUCGUGGAAAUGCACAUGCAGCUCUUCCAGAAUUCAUAUUACCAGUUUGGGAUCAAGUUGCUGUCUGCAGUACCUGGCGGGGAGCGCAAAGUCCUCAUCAUCUUCAAUGCCCCCAGCCUCCAGGACCGGCUGCGCUUCACAUCCGACCUGCGAGAAUCCAUCGCUGAGGUGCAGGAGAUGGAGAAAUACCGCGUGGAGUCGGAGCUGGAGAAGCAGAAAGGUAUGAUGCGGCCUAACGCCUCACAGCCCGGAGGGGCCAAGGACUCGGUGAACGGCACGCUGGCCCGAAGCAGCCUGGAGGACACGUAUGGGGCAGGCGAUGGGCUCAAACGGGGAGCGCUCAGCAGUUCCCUGCGAGACCUCUCUGAUGCAGGGAAGCGGGGGCGGCGUAACAGCGUGGGAUCGCUGGACAGCACCAUCGAAGGGUCUGUUAUUAGCAGUCCACGCCCUCACCAGAGGAUGCCACCUCCGCCCCCACCCCCGCCGCCAGAGGAGUACAAGAGCCAGAGGCCCGUCUCCAACUCCUCAUCCUUCCUGGGCUCCCUAUUUGGAAGCAAGCGGGGCAAGGGGCCCUUCCAGAUGCCACCACCGCCAACAGGCCAGGCCUCUGCCUCCUCUUCAUCUGCUUCUUCCACCCACCACCACCACCACCACCACCACCACGGUCACAGCCACGGCGGCCUGGGGGUGCUGCCUGAUGGGCAGUCCAAGCUCCAGGCCCUGCAUGCCCAGUAUUGCCAAGGACCGGGCCCGGCCCCACCCCCCUACCUCCCACCCCAGCAGCCCCCUCUCCCCCCACCUCCUCAGCAGCCCCCGCCCCUGCCGCAGCUGGGCUCCAUUCCACCGCCUCCUGCCUCAGCUCCUCCCGUGGGGCCGCAUCGCCACUUCCAUGCCCAUGGCCCAGUCCCAGGCCCCCAGCACUAUACCUUGGGCCGGCCAGGCAGAGCUCCCAGACGGGGGGCCGGAGGACACCCUCAGUUUGCUCCACAUGGCCGCCACCCCCUGCACCAGCCCACCUCCCCCUUGCCCCUGUACAGUCCUGCCCCCCAGCACCCUCCAGCCCACAAACAGGGCCCAAAGCACUUCAUCUUCAGCCACCACCCACAGAUGAUGCCAGCAGCAGGGGCCGCUGGGGGCCCUGGAUCCCGGCCACCAGGGGGUUCCUACUCCCACCCCCACCACCCCCAGUCACCAUUGUCACCGCACUCACCCAUCCCACCCCACCCCUCCUACCCACCCUUGCCCCCACCCUCACCCCACACCCCACACUCGCCCCUGCCGCCCACCUCCCCCCACGGCCCACUGCACGCCUCUGGGCCCCCUGGCACGGCCAACCCACCCACUGCAAACCCCAAGGCCAAGCCAAGCCGGAUCAGCACCGUGGUCUGAUGAAGGGAGAGUGUGAGCUGGGGACUAGGGAGGUCUGGGGAAUCUGCAGGAGAGGGGCCUCACACCCUCUCUGCUUCCUCAGUUUUUCCAAAACAUAUAUACACAUAGACAUGUCCUCCUCCCCACUGCCUCCCUGCCUUGGGACCCCUCCUCUAACCCCCAACAGUCUCCAUGGGAUUUCCUUCCAGAUUCGAGACUCCUUGCCACUUGAAGCCUAUACGCAAGGCUCUCAAACUCUGGGGAGUGGUGAGGACCUUUCAGAGAUCCUCGUCCUCUUUCCUCUCUUCACCCUCCCCCCUCCCUUUCCCUGGAGGUCUAGUUGGGUGGCCUCAGACCUCCGGGCCAGUGUGAGCUCCCUGUCAGCUCUGGCUGGUAGGGAAGGGCAGGUGUCGGGAACAAUGAGGGUGAAGGCUUCCCCAGGGCACCUCUGGCCGCGUAGGGCCAGGAGGGAGCUCUGUAGAGUUGUGGCCAAACCUCAGCUGGCUCGGCCCUCUCUCUGACCUCAGGGCCUGGCCACGCACCUCCAUGUGUCUCUCCACCUGCUGGAGGACAUGGAGUGUCAGUGCACGCGGUGGGUGGGCCCCCACUUAUGCUGGUCCCCAGGUGGGGCAGUGCGUCCUCUUUGGAGCCAAUCUCUGCCCUCUCUCCAGUGGGCCCCAGCCCAGACCUCUUCAGCUUCAGGACCUUGCCUCUCCUUGCAACGUUCUUAUCCUGAUCAAAGUCCAGACAGGUUUGGGGCGGGGGGGCUCAGGUCUGGGAUGAGAAGGGCGCUGCCCUCCCUCACCCAUAUUGCAUGCCCCCCAUUCCCUCACACCUACCCCACCUACAGCUGAAGACAAUGCACUUUAUAGAUAUUGCCCACACACACCUUGCUGGGGCGGGGCACCCAGCAUCAGCCCUGGGGAGAGGGGCUCCCAGAGGGCCACCGUGAGCCUGAGAUGUCCUUCCUGAGGCAGAGAUUGGAGCCAUCAAAGUGGGGGCUGGGAGCCAGGAUGCCUGAGUCCUUCUGUCCGUCAAACUCUCCGCUGCCUCUCCAGCCCUUUUACAGCCCUGUUUAUUUAUUAUAAAUAUAUUUUUUACAAGCCCCAGCUCCUCUUCUUGCCCCGCAUAUCCAGCUCCUUUCUCAGCUCCUGCCUCCCUCUCCCCUCUCCACCAUGGGCUGCAGUACAGACAGACAGAUAGACCCUGGCUGUAUGAAGGGCCAGGGACCCCAGGGCUUGGGGGUGGGGAAGGGCAGCAGCGGGAGGGGCUGUAUGGAGAGGAGCUGGGGUUUAGGCAUUGUCUUUUUUCCUCCUUGUAUAUAAGAAUGUAUAUUUGAUGCCUCAUAAAAGACCUUGUGCUCAC
Molecule: messenger RNA, 6773 nt
Organism: Delphinapterus leucas (beluga whale)
Lineage: Eukaryota; Metazoa; Chordata; Mammalia; Artiodactyla; Monodontidae
Source: RefSeq, a predicted model, not a curated record